Molecule: messenger RNA, 342 nt
Organism: Durusdinium trenchii
Lineage: Eukaryota; Dinophyceae; Suessiales; Symbiodiniaceae
Source: the annotation of a GenBank genome assembly
AUGGCUGCCCGGCUCCAUUUCGCAGCGGAGAGACUUUUGCCUCAGCUGCUCCAUAGCAGAUCGUUCGGCUGGUGGUCUGGAGGUCCGAAGAGAAGAGGGGAGAAGAAGCGUCCAAAGUUCAUUCGAGUGGGCGAGUCGCUGUACCGAGUGCAAAACUACCGCCUGGCAUACCGGCGAAUCUUUGGAAAAGAUAUUCCACUACAAGAACAGUAUGACUUUGCAUAUCGGCAGCAACAAGCUGUUGAAACAAACAAAGCUCGACACAAGACCAAGGCUUCAUCCAGUCCGCCCUUCUCUCGGCGCGUAGAUGCCAUUAUCUACCCAUACGAGCGAAAGAAGUGA